Molecule: messenger RNA, 1467 nt
Organism: Stylophora pistillata
Lineage: Eukaryota; Metazoa; Cnidaria; Anthozoa; Scleractinia; Pocilloporidae
Biological process (GO): sterol biosynthetic process
Cellular component (GO): endoplasmic reticulum
Molecular function (GO): sterol 24-C-methyltransferase activity
Source: RefSeq, a predicted model, not a curated record
AGUUUUUGUGCUCAAAACGUUGGUUUUUCGGUUUGUUACUCAUUGCAGUUUGCGGAUUUUCCUUUGUUAAGCAUUUGUUUUGCGGCUUUCGCGAAAAAUACUAACGGGUUUUCGGUUUUUCUUAUUUGACCGAUUUGGGUUUCGGUUUCUCUUCGAUCUGAGCGGCAAUCACGCGCCUCCACUGAUCUAGAACAGCCGCUAAACGAAAAUGUUAUUGAGAGGAAUGCGUGACAAACCAAAUUGAAAUAUCGCAGGGAUCGCUAGGGGGUUCACGCGUCUUGAGUGACGCCCUAGACUUCGACCUCGCAUUGUGGAGGAUGUAGGUCAUGGCGGAUCAGUUUGCGAACCAUGUCUUCUAACGUGCUAAACGCGCCGGCAACGGAAGAAGGUCAAGGACCUUAAGAGGCAAUUGUGGAUUGUGUCGCGUUUUUUUAUGAAGUGGGGGAAGGCGGCGAGAAUUUCAGAAAGAAAAACAAGUUUAGAUGCAAAGUAAAAGAGGAAGAGAGAAGCUAAUGCACAAGCAUAAAAACAGUGUUUGAUAGUCACAUCGACAGAGUCAACAAGGAAUUACAAGAGCUUGGUUACAAACCUGGAGAUCCUUUGAAAGUGGACGAUGUCAACAAGUUUGAUCAGAUGCACUAUUAUGGUAGCAAGGCAGUUGAUGAGGCAAUUAACAUGCUAGGAAUAAGCUCAUCUCACAAGGUCCUUGAUGUAGGCUCAGGUCUAGGGGGUCCUGCGCGACAUUUGGCUCACACCACAAAUUGCUCUGUCACUUGUCUGGAGCUUCAAGAGGAUCUUCAUGCAAGUGGUGAAAAUUUGACAAGGAGAUGUAAUUUACAGGACAAAGUGACCCACAUAUCAGGAGAUUUUCUCAAAAUGGACUUAGGUGAUGGCUGUUUCGAUUUUAUUGUCUCUUGGCUGGUUUUUCUCCACAUCCCAGACAAACAGAGUUUAUUUGAACGCUGUUUUAAUAACUUGAAACCAGGUGGAAAAAUUUUUAUUGAGGACUUCUAUCAGAAAUCAGGUGUAGUUUUGACCGAGGACGACUUGAGAAUAUACGAACGUGACUUAUACAUGAGCAAACUCGCUGAAAAAGAUGCUUACAUGAGUCAGGUCAAGGCAGCAGGCUUUACUGAUGUUCAGUUCGAUGAUCUUACCGAGUCUUACCUGUCGUUCGUAUCAAACAGACACCAGGAAUUUUGCAAACAGAGGGAACGCCAUGUGAGGGUGAUAGGGGAAGAUGCGUUUGAUUCCUUAGAAUAUUUUUAUUCAAAAACUCUUCACGUAUUCACAAAAGGCAUUACAGGAGGUUGUCGUGUUAUUGCGACUAAACCAGCUGUGUAGCCAUAGUUCAUAGUUUCCUCAACAAACUGUGUUUACAUUGUGACCAGUUUUCAGAACAGUGUCGAGUUAAGAAAUAGAUUCCAUGUUGCCACGCCAAAAAAAAAAAGAAUAAAAGAAAAUGUC